Desarmillaria tabescens is the source of this 1116-nucleotide messenger RNA. RefSeq lists its product as uncharacterized. NCBI's taxonomy places the organism in Eukaryota, Fungi, Basidiomycota, Agaricomycetes, Agaricales, Physalacriaceae. Bases 1 to 1116 code for a protein of 371 amino acids. Gene Ontology annotation, molecular function: FMN binding; oxidoreductase activity. The record is from RefSeq and is a predicted model, not a curated record. The transcript has 4 exons.
AUGUCUUCGAAGCUCUUCCAACCCGUUAACGUAGGCAACCUUGCAUUGAAGCACCGAGUAGUGCUAGCUCCUCUAACGCGUCACAGGACAACACCGUCCGGCAUACCACACACAGAAAUUGUGAAGGAGUAUUAUACCCAACGUUCGCAUGCGCCAGGUACGCUUCUCGUCAGCGAGGGUACUUUCAUUGCUCCGAAGGCCGCUGGGAGGCUCUAUUUCCCUGGCAUAUGGAGCCAGGAAAUGAUCGCUGCAUGGAGACAGGCUCGUACUUCUCACGUAACGGACUCGAUCCAUUCCAAGGGUUCAUUCAUCUUCUGCCAGCUAUUCGCCCUAGGCCGCAGUGCAGACCCUAAAGUCCUCGCAGCAGGAAACCCCUCCUUGUCCUAUGUCUCCGCUUCCGCCAUUCCACUUUCUACCAGACCCAGCAACGUAACGCCGCGCCCGAUGACCGUCGACGAGAUUCAGGAGUAUACCCAGCUAUUCGCCCAGGCUUCUCUGAAUGCUAUCGAAGCGGGGUUUGACGGUGUGGAGAUCCACGGUGCCAAUGGAUACCUCCUGGAUCAGUUCACGCAAGACGUCUCGAACUAUCGGACGGAUGAGUAUGGGGGCAGCAUUGAAAAUAGGACCAGGUUCCCACUGGAAGUUGUUGAUGCCGUUGUCAAGGCUAUCGGAGAGGAGAGGACAGGAUAUCGCGUCAGCCCGUGGAAUACAUACCAAGAUAUGACAAUGGCCGACCCGAAACCGACAUUUUCGUACCUCACUAAUGAGAUUAAGCGAAGAUACCCCAACUUCGCGUACCUGCACGCUGUAGAGCCUCGCAUCGUUGGGUCAACGUUCCGGGACGAACACGAGAUCAGGCCACAGGAAGAAAAUGAUUUCCUUCGAAAUUUAUGGGCGCCGAAGCCAUUCAUUUCCUCUGGGCACAGAAAGGAGACAGCUAUCGAAGCGGCAGAUGAGAAAGGCGACUUGGUCGCCUUUGGAAGACUGUUCAUUUCCAACCCUGACUUGGUUCAGCGUUUAGAGCAGGAUUUGCCGCUCAAUCCGUAUGAUAGGGCUACCUUCUAUACUCCUGGUGAUGUCGCAAAGGGGUAUACCGACUAUCCAUUCUUGAAUUAG